This is a messenger RNA of Exophiala dermatitidis NIH/UT8656, 2255 nucleotides long. RefSeq lists its product as uncharacterized. NCBI's taxonomy places the organism in Eukaryota, Fungi, Ascomycota, Eurotiomycetes, Chaetothyriales, Herpotrichiellaceae. Bases 640 to 2013 code for a protein of 457 amino acids. The transcript has a single exon. The record is from RefSeq and is a predicted model, not a curated record.
UCAACUUGAACUACUAUAGAAUGUAUAUCUACCGUCAGCCAUGCUGCGACCACGAAGGCCGGCAGCCUCAGUCCUCUGAGACGAUAACGGUAGGAAGACGUCUACAUUAUGGCGUACAUCAUUGAGUCAAAUCCCACCUCUCGACAAGCGUCGAGGACACUGCUCAGGCAGAUCUCCAGGAGGGCACAAUCGAAUCUGAACACAAGUCACUCGUCAAUUGUCGUGCUUGAUUGUCACUUACUAUAAUGGUCUUCUUUCAGUCACUGUGUUCUCAUGCUUUAUUGUCAUUCAGCUUUGUCCUUCCAUCCCUGUCAAUAGAGCUGUCUUCACUGCAGUCUGAUUGUUUGAAUCACAAUGCCCAUUCAUUCACUCCCCAACACAAUAGCACCUCGACAACAACUUGAAUACCCGCUGCUAACAGUGACUAUGAACACCACGAAACUUGAACACAAUGUCUCGUCUGCCAGGUUCCCAAUUGGGGAUAUAUAUAUAUUUCUAUAUCUUCUCGAGUCUUUUGCUCGCACGGUUUCCUUCCUCUACCCUCUUUCCUCUCGUCUCUUGCCUCCCUCAUCUUCUCUCAAACCAUCACACCUGGAAGACUUUUGAAAUCGUUGCACUCUCAGAACUCUACCAAUCAAGAUGUGCCGACAAAUCCAAUACGUCUUCACCCACUGCUCGCACCAAGGCCUCAACUGCUUUGGAAACAUGCAACCAAUGACAGUAGAGCUUUGCGAAGCGGCCGCUGCCCGAGGAAACCCCCCGUAUCCGACAGGCUACCACGCCCACGGCCUCCCAAUCUGCAGCAACACAAUCGAGUUCCGCUACGUCGACAGCACCUGCAGCGACCACUAUGAGCCGCAGAUCGACGAGAACGGAUACUGGGACAGAUAUGACCCGUGGGCACCCGAGAACAACCAAUUUCACUCUGCUACCCCAGCAGAGGAUGAAAACGAAGAUGAGGAAGAAGACGAGGCUGACUUUACCUAUCACGUCCCAGAGACCCCCUGGACGAAUCCUCUCUUCCGAGCCAUCGACUGGAACCCUCCGCCGCGCAAUGUGCCAAUCGAGCCGCAGCUCCACAGCCCCAAGGACCAGACCCCAAUCGCUCCACAUGAGGCCGGGGUGCUGGACGCCUACUACGAUCCGGAGCAUUGGCAAUCAGCGGAUGGCCGUCCCAUCCAACUUCUCGAGACUUUCGAUGAUCCACCAGCAAGAGUCCUCGCACGCCCUCCCAAGCCCGAAGUCCCCGAAGACCUCGAUGAACAAGUGGACGAAUUGAUCCGUCAAUCGUCGUCUGAAAGUGACGACGCGGAUCCAGACCUCCCAGAUAAUGAAACGGAGGAAGAAGAAGAAGAAGAAGAAGACGACGAAAACGACGACGAUGAUGAUGAACCUCCCACCACUUUCAACCGUGCUGGGUCCGGGUGGAUGGCACCCCCAAACUCGCCGCCAGGCUGGGAGCCUCAAUCCCCAACAGCCCGGCCUUCAAACAAGCGAGCCAGAGAGGACGAUGACGACGACAACGACGGGGCACCACCAAACAAGCGCGCAAGGCUUGACCAGGAUGCCGCCGAUGGCGAAGAACCUGAAGCCUCUGAGCCUUUACUGAGCCUGGCAACUUCCGCGACAAGACCAAAGUUGACCUUGAAGGUCUCAGCGCCACCAAAACCAAAAUUGAUACUGAAGUUCUCAGCUCCUCCAAAGCCCAAGUUGACUUUGAAGCUUUCGGUGCCCGCCAAACCAAAGGUGACGCUGAAGUUCAAGCUCCCAGCAAAGCCAACCACUGCCACCAGAAUCUCUCGCCGACGUCCGACUCAAGCUCAACGUUCGGUUGGCCCUAUGACUCGCAGCCGCCUGAGACAGUUGCAAGCCCAAGCCAGCCAACCAGCCCAUAUGACGCGGAGCCGGCUGGCCCAGCUCCGCGGUCAAGCCAACCAGCCUGGAGCUGGAAAUGCUGCCAAGAUGGAGCAACUAGAGACGUUUUUGCGCUAUGCAAAUGGUGUGGAGCGAUGAGCGUGGACAGAAGAGUGUGGUGCAGGAGAAUGCGAAGAGAAAGCAUGGAUAGUACUCCUGGUAGUACUAUUAGAUACAGAUGAACAGCUCAAAUACCCUGGGUUUGCAUUGCUUUCGGCGUGAAGGAAAAGAAAAGUCUUUCCGCAAUGGAAAGAGGAGUGCAGUGCAAACGUGAGCAUGAGCAAAUAUGAUAAGGAAUUCUGGCACCUGGCACCCCCUUUUUGCACAAAGCAACGUCACCU